Oncorhynchus keta (chum salmon) is the source of this 849-nucleotide messenger RNA. RefSeq lists its product as uncharacterized. The transcript has 3 exons. The coding region runs from base 1 to 849 and encodes 282 amino acids. Lineage: Eukaryota; Metazoa; Chordata; Actinopteri; Salmoniformes; Salmonidae. The record is from RefSeq and is a predicted model, not a curated record.
AUGGCUUUGCACGACAGCAACUCCAGCAUAACGUUUGCAGACGACACCACGGUUGUAAGCCUGAUAAACAACAACAAUGAGUCAGCCUAUAGGGAGGGAUUUGUGCCAUCUGACUUGAACUGCCUGGUGAAACCCCCAAGGCCACAGCAAUCAUUCGUAGCCAGUUUCAAGAACCCCCAGUUACUAGAAAAUUGCCCUCCACCACCCCCACACCCCUGCUCCCUCUCCAUCUCUUCCCCCUACUCGUAUCCCUCUCACAGAACCAGACCAGAAGCAGGAACCAUUCCUCACCACACCAGAAGGCACGGAGGAAGGACCAAAGCUCUAGACCUACGCCUGGAGCGAGCAGGCCACAGGAGAGUACCAUCACUGACCUCCAGGUCUUGUGCUUCCAGGAAGCAGAGGAGGGCACAUGACCCAAUCCACAUCAACGGUACUGCAGUAGAGAGAGUCAGCAGUUUUAAAUUUCUCGGCGUCCACAUCACAGAGGACCAGAGGACAUCACAGGACAUCACAGAGGACCAGAGGACAUCACAGGACAUCACAGAGGACCAGAGGACAUCACAGGACAUCACAGAGGACCAGAGGACAUCACAGGACAUCACAGAGGACCAGAGGACAUCACAGGACAUCACAGAGGACCAGAGGACAUCACAGGACAUCACAGAGGACCAGAGGACAUCACAGGACAUCACAGAGGACCAGAGGACAUCACAGGACAUCACAGAGGACCAACAACACCACCACUCUGGUCAAGAGGGCGCAACAGCGUCUCUACUUUCUAAGGCGGCUGAACAAAUUUGGCAUGCCGCCCCGGGUCCUCUCCAAAUACUACCGAUGUACCAUUGA